Messenger RNA from Chaetomium globosum CBS 148.51, 987 nucleotides. RefSeq lists its product as uncharacterized. The transcript is spliced from 3 exons. The record is from RefSeq and is a predicted model, not a curated record. Bases 1 to 987 code for a protein of 328 amino acids. NCBI's taxonomy places the organism in Eukaryota, Fungi, Ascomycota, Sordariomycetes, Sordariales, Chaetomiaceae.
AUGCCGCCCGGAAACCCCGACCUAGACCUGGAAAGGGGCCUUAUGGAAGGAAACAAAGGGCCAGCCAGGCUGAAGGCACUCGUGGCUAGCAACGAAAGGGACACGAGCGUUGGGCCGCCAGAAGAGCGGCCGCCGCCCGCCAAAUGCGCAACUCCUCCAGACUUGAGGCCAGGAACACCAAUACCCCCUCCGUCCACGCACCCCAACUAUGCGAGAUCCGCAUACUCAUCCCAGCCAGUAAAUCCGGUCCCUCACCACCACAGAAGCCCUCGAGCUUUCCCAUCCCGUCCGACAAGACCGGUACGCAGGUCAAGACGAGCACCGAGCACGUCAAGCUCCCGCGCCUCUAGCAAUACACCCGGUUCACCCCGUCGACGAUCCCUCAGCUCGACGAACCGCCCGGUGGAGGGCCGCACCACCCCAUCUAAUGGCCCACCCCCAUCAGAGAAGUUCCCUGCAGCCGCAGUAAACGGCUAUGGGUCGGUAGCCUUGCAUCCCCGCGAUGCGGAGAAUCAGGGGAAGUGGGCGGUGGAGCACCACCACGCCGGGCUCGUCCAUGAGAUUGUGGGCGCGCGGAAGCAGUCCAAGCAAAAGCUGAAAAGGUUGCUUGGGAUCACGGAGCCGGCUGCUCCGGGGCAGAGGAUAUUUCGAGUCAGUUUUGCGGAAAUGCAGAGAUUAAAGCUGCAGAAGUUGCAAGUCAAGUUGGUGGAUCAUGCUAUCGAUAUGUUUGCGUCGAAGCAGCAAUCGCCUGGGUGGGAAGAGGAUCCUGCGCGUUACACCCAGGCCUUGAAGGACUACGAUUACAUGCUGGAGGCGAGAAAGUUGCCGCAAGACUACUUCUACGCCACCAAAAAGCGUGCCGUGGACCGGUACGUUAUCAGGCGGCUGGUCGGUGACCUUGACAGUCUCGGAGACCAGACCGACAAGGUGGCCCCCGUCGAGCGAUGGGAUGACGAAAACAUGACGAUUGGGGGGGACUCGCAAUAG